This is a messenger RNA of Penicillium olsonii, 1626 nucleotides long. Lineage: Eukaryota; Fungi; Ascomycota; Eurotiomycetes; Eurotiales; Aspergillaceae. The record is from the annotation of a GenBank genome assembly.
AUGGGGAGGUUCGGGUCGCAGACGAGUACCUACAAUAGGCUGGUGGUGGUCUUCGUGGCCAUCGGGUCUCUGACUUACGGAUACUGCUCUUCCAUUAUAUCCAGUACCAUCGGUCAACCAGGAUGGUACACCUACUUCAAUCUACCGGCUGAUGGCGAGCCAGGAUACGCCGCCAUCACCACCCCUGCCAUCUCAACCGCCAACGGUGUCUUCAGCGCCGGCGGUGCCGUCGGCACCCUUUUCAUAAUGUGGUCGUGCGACUUCUUUGGCAGAAAGGCAAAUAUUCAAUUUGGCGCUUUCUUUUCCUUGUUUGGUGGAGCUCUCCAAGCAGGCUCCAACUCCUUGGCCAUGUUCCAAGCUGGACGCUUCAUUUGCGGCCUUGGGAUCGGUAUCCUCGUGACCGUGUGUCCUAUGUAUCUCUCUGAGAUGUCAAGUGCCUUGCGCCGCGGCUGGCUCGUCGGCCAUCACGCGAUCUUCUUGGUAUUUGGAUACAUGCUCGCAGGAUGGGUUGGAUUCGCGUGUUACUACGCGACAGGUCCGCUGUCAGGAUUUGGCUGGCGGUUCCCUCUCGCCCUCCAGUGCCUACCCGCCUUGGUGCUGCUUCUGGGAUCACCAUGGCUACCGCGCUCGCCUCGAUGGUUGAUCUCGAAGGGGAAACUUGACGAAGCCCAAUUCGUCAUUCAGAAACUUCGGGAAUCACCCGAUGAUCCUGACAACUUGGUCGCCAAGGAAGAGUUCUUCCAGACCAAGGAGCAGAUUCGACUGGAGGCGGAGAGGCUGGCUACUUAUGGUAGUGUGUGGAAGGCCAUCUUCAAGAAGAAGACUUACCGAAAGCGUAUGGCCAUUGGGUUUUUGACUCAGUGGGGUGCGGAGUUUGGUGGGCCUCUGAUUAUUAACAACUAUGCAGUUCUUCUGUAUACGAAUCUGGGUAUGGAGGGUAGUAUGCCUCUCCUCCUAAGUGCCGUCUGGCUUACGACUGCUGGUGUGAUUUACAACCCUCUGGGCGCUUGGCUGCACGACAAGGUCAACUCCCGACGCAAAAUGUACAUGACCGGCUUUGUGGGCAUCGUGAUCACUACAUCGUGCCUGGCAGCCAUGACCGCCCAAUACUCCGGCACCACCAACAAAGUCGGAAAUGGAUUUGGUAUAUUCUUCAUGUACCUGUACCUGGCAUUCCAGGGUACAUUCUGCGACACUACCAUGUACCUCUACGUGUCUGAGAUUUUCCCCACUGAGAUUCGACCCAUUGGCAUGGGCUUUUCUCUCUUUGGUCAAUUUGCCGCAACCCUUAUCCUCCUACAGACCGCGCCCAUGGGCUUCGGAAACGUCGGCUGGAAAUAUUACCUGGUCAUCAUCUGCUGGUCCGCCUUCUUUAUUCCAGUUAUUUACUUCUUCUUCCCUGAGACCGCGCGUCUCACCCUGGAAGAAAUCGCCCAGAACUUCGGAGACGAGGUUGCCGUCCACCUCACCGAUGCCACUGAUGAGGAGAAGGCCCAACUUGAUCAUCAGCUUGCUGAGCCGAGUACGAACACGAAACCGGCCGUGAGCUCUGAAUCUACUCGAAACGAGGGAGAUGAUGCGGAUGUAUCCCCUAUUGAUGACGAGAAUGUUCGCAAGGCAGAGUAG